Solanum verrucosum is the source of this 522-nucleotide messenger RNA. RefSeq lists its product as uncharacterized. Gene Ontology annotation, molecular function: zinc ion binding; nucleic acid binding. Bases 1 to 522 code for a protein of 173 amino acids. The transcript is spliced from 2 exons. The record is from RefSeq and is a predicted model, not a curated record. Lineage: Eukaryota; Viridiplantae; Streptophyta; Magnoliopsida; Solanales; Solanaceae.
AUGGUGGUUAAGGAGUGUCACACCGCUAUGCUUAUCCAUGAUAUGGAUAUUUCUCGUCUCAUGGUUCAUGCUCAACAUAUUGAAGAGGAGAAGGUUAAGAAAAGGUCUAGGGAGGCUAAGAGAGCUAAGAUUGGUGAUGGUUAUUUCUCACAUUUAAGGUCCGAUGGACAUGGUUGUUCUAGGUUCCGACAAAGGUUUUUCGGUCAAGGUUCCUCUAAUGCUCCUUCAAAGUUCAACAAAAAUAGGAAUGAGGGUAAGUGCUUAGCCGACACGGAUGGUUGCUUCGGUUGUGGUAAAAGUGGCCAUAAGAUAAGGGAUUGCCCGAUGCUUACCGCUGAAGAAACAGAGGGUAAGCAAGCUCCUCCUAGUGGUUUGGGUUCCAAUGCUCCCAAGCAAAACCGAAUCUAUGCACUUCAAACUCAAGAUGAACAAGAGGGUUCUUUCGAUGUAGUUAACAGUAUGUUGAAAGUCUUCGAACUUGAUGUUUAUGCUUUAAUUGAUCUCCGCCAUAUGUGGCUAUGA